AUGGAAGACAGUAAAAUUCGCGAGGCGAUUAAAUUUUUAUCUGAAGGCGAUAAAGCAACAGAGAAGAAUUGGUUUAAAAAACCAGAAUGGGAUAUUGCAGGACAAAGAUAUGAAAAAGCAGCUUCCAGUUUCAAAGCUGCACGCUCAUAUGAACAAGCAAUUCAAGCUUAUCAAAAAGCUUCAGAUGCUUUAUUCAAAUCAGAUUCUCAACAAUUAAAGCAACCUGAACGUGCUGCUGAAAUGUAUAAAAAAGCCAGUGAUCUUUAUUUAGCACAUAUGGUACCAGAUAGAGCUGGUGAAAUGUUAGAAAAGGGUGCAAGGGCAUUGGAGCCUGUAAAUGUGGAUGAAGCAAUAGAAAUGUAUAUGGCAGCAUGUACGUUAUUCGAAACUGAGGAACGUGGAAGAUUUGCAAUUGACACAUUCAAAAGAACCAUAGCAAUAAUGAUUAGGAAUAAAAGAUUUGAGUUAGCUACAGAGAUAUUACAUAGGCUUAAUGCAAUAUAUACUGAUAGCAAUAAUCAACAAGGAAUCAAUAAAACAUGUUUAAGCAUUAUAAUACUUUUACUGGCAACUGAAGAUGAAGUGGAAGCAAAGAAACAAUUUCAACUAUUUUGCCUUUUUUUAUUAGAUGCGUUUGAACAAGGUGAUCAAGAACUUUUAGAACAAGCUGUACGUAGGCAAGUUGUCACUUUUUUGGAUAAUGAAGUUGUGAGACUUGCAAGGAGUUUGCAAGUUCCUGGUGCAUCACAUUGGCCACCUCCAUCACAUUCUUCACAACUACAACAACCACCGCCAAUAUUAUCACAACAAGACCAAUCCUUUAAAUCUCAAAGCCACCAACAAUUAAAUAAUCAGGUACCACACGGUCACCAACAAUUAAAUAAUCAACCGAACAUUGGAACACCAAAUGAAAAUAUAGUUGAAGAGGAGGAUGAAGAAG
Molecule: messenger RNA, 940 nt
Organism: Entrophospora candida
Lineage: Eukaryota; Fungi; Glomeromycota; Glomeromycetes; Entrophosporales; Entrophosporaceae
Source: the annotation of a GenBank genome assembly